Messenger RNA from Dendrobium catenatum, 255 nucleotides. RefSeq names its product 37S ribosomal protein mrp10, mitochondrial. Bases 1 to 246 code for a protein of 81 amino acids. The transcript has 2 exons. Gene Ontology annotation, biological process: mitochondrial translation. Lineage: Eukaryota; Viridiplantae; Streptophyta; Magnoliopsida; Asparagales; Orchidaceae. Gene Ontology annotation, molecular function: structural constituent of ribosome. The record is from RefSeq and is a predicted model, not a curated record.
AUGGGGCGGAAAGCUGGAGGCUUGUACAUAAAUCCAAAAAAAUUUGGUGCUGUUGGGAAACCUUGCAUGAAGGAGAUGGUUGCAUUCCUCAGUUGCGUAUCUCUUAACAAAAACAAUGACGACAAUUGUGCCCGACAGAAAGAACUAUUAGCUGCUUGUGUGGAAUCUCAGAGCGGCAAGCCUAAGAACCCAGCAAGGACCAUAAAUUAUCAUUUGCAGAGGCUCGGCAAAAGCAAGUUCUUCUAACCGCUGUCU